Messenger RNA from Sodiomyces alkalinus F11, 1307 nucleotides. RefSeq names its product ClpP/crotonase. Gene Ontology annotation, molecular function: enoyl-CoA hydratase activity. Gene Ontology annotation, biological process: fatty acid beta-oxidation. Lineage: Eukaryota; Fungi; Ascomycota; Sordariomycetes; Glomerellales; Plectosphaerellaceae. The transcript has a single exon. Bases 278 to 1216 code for a protein of 312 amino acids. The record is from RefSeq and is a predicted model, not a curated record. Gene Ontology annotation, cellular component: mitochondrion.
AACCGACCAGCCGAGGCAACCACGAAUGUUUAUUCAUCCUUCGUUGUUUGGUUUCGCUACUUGAUCACCGAAUGAAGCCUCUUAACAAAACGACUCUCCUAUCAUCGAUUUUUAGAAACAGAGACAGGCAUAUUCUAUGACCAAACGACUCUCCUACGGUGUCCUACGACUCCUACCCAGGCUACCCUAUGUUCUUGUCUUACUGUGAACUAUAUCCAACUAUUCAUCUAUCCACCUCUAUAGGACCGACAAGAAGCAGAGGUCCAUCAUCAUCAUCAUGAAGCUCCCAUCAUCUCUUACCUCUCCACCACCUGAAGUUCCCGAUGUUCUCCUCUCAUUUCCUAUUCCGCACGUAAUGGUGAUUACCCUCAACCGGCCAACCAAGCUCAACGCGGUACCGCGGGGUCAACAUGCCGCCCUUCUGGCCUUGUACGACUGGUACGACGCCCAAUCGCAUCUCAGAGCCGCGAUUCUCACGGGUUCAGGCCGCGCCUUUUGUGCCGGCGCCGACCUCAAGGAAUGGCACACCAACAAUGACCCCUCAUCUGCGUCUGCGUCUGCUUCUGCUUCUGCUUCUGCUUCUGCCUCUGCAUCAUCAUCACCAUCAUCAUCAACCCCGUCGCCAUCCGCACCAGCACCACCACCCGAGAAAUGGCCCGCAACAGGCGGCUUCGGAGGCCUCUCCAACCGCCGCGGCAAGAAACCCAUCAUCGCCGCCGUCAACGGCCUCUGCCUCGGCGGCGGCUUCGAGAUGGUCGCCAACGCCGACCUCGUCUACGCCCUCUCCACCGCCACCUUCGGCCUGCCCGAGGUGACCCGCGGCGUCGUGGCCAUCGCCGGCGCCCUGCCCCGCCUCGUCCGCAUCCUUGGCCGCCAGCGCGCCACCGAGAUGGCCCUGCUGGGCGACAUCGACUACACGGCCGAGCAGAUGCGGACGUGGGGCCUCGUCAACGGCGUCGUCGAGGGCUCCGACCCCCGCAAGCUGAUGGACGCCGUGCUGGCUGUCGCGGCGAAGCUGGCCUCCAACGCGCCUGACGCCGUCGUCGUCUCUCGCGAGGGCCUGCUGAGCGGUCUGGAACCCGAAGACCCGCAGGCGGCUACUGUUCGUGUCGAGGCCGGUAUCUACAGCGAAAUGGAGGGAGGGGAGAACAUGAUGGAAGGUGUGCGGAGUUUUGUGGAACGGCGCAAACCUGUUUGGAAGGACAGCAAGCUCUAGAUCAUUACGGACGGGUCUUCUGUGGAUGCGUGUGGGCUACGAUGUUCUAGGUAGGUUGAAGACGUAUAAAGAAAUAAUUCAAUGGCCUGGC